CGGUCACACCUUGACCGUCGAAUAUUAUUUUUAAUUCAAAUUUAGAUAAAAGAAACUUCGGCACAGAAAAUGUAAGUGUUUAUGUAUGAAGUGAAUAAAAAAGCAAGCAAUGUGUUAAUAACACUAACUGCGCCAAGAUGUCGAUUUCAAAAUUAUUCGUGAAAGUUUUCAAUGAAGACAUUUUCGAGAACCUUGACCAAGAUAACUACUACAACUCCGACUUGGAAGAUGACUUUGAUGGGGGCAACUGUUCAACUGUCCCAGAUCCGCGAGUGCAAAAGCUUGACGAGCUCUCUGUGACAAAACAAAUGAUUAUUGUGAAGAACUGGUUGGAGGAUAAAUUUCAACAAAUACAAACGGAUAGCAAUGAGGAAAUACGUCGCCUCUACAUAGAUACGGAGGCCCGCAUUGGCCCUGAAUUGGCUAUAUUCGAUGUGGAUUAUACGACCACAGUGCGUGUGUCCGCCGAUAGACUGGCCUUGCGUUCCCAGGGCAGUUUCAACACGGUGCGCGCAAAUUGUUGCGUUUACGGCGGUCGCUGGAUGUAUGAGAUUAGCCUGCAUACUAAGGGAGUCAUGCAAAUUGGCUGGGCGUGCGGUUCCUGCACAUUUAACGAAAACAGCGGAGUUGGUGACACCAAGUAUAGCUAUGGCUACGAUGGUAGCAAGCAACAAGUGUGGCACAUUUCCACUAAGAAAUAUGGCGACAAAUGGCAAAUUGGUGAUAUCAUUGGUGUGACUAUCGAUGUGGAUCGCGAGAUCAUUGAAUACUAUCGCAAUGGGCGCUCCAUGGGAGUGGCCUUUGAUAAGAUUCAACGCGGACCUGGCAUUACAUUCUUUCCUGCCAUAUCACUAGGCUAUACGCAAGGCGUGCAAGCCAACUUUGGCAAUCGACCAUUUGUGUAUCCUUUGCCUGGCUUUCAGCCCAUCAUGGCGCGACCCAUUCUGAAGCUACGUCGUGCCAGCUUACUCUUGGACUACCUCAUCAAUUUGGCUGGUAUCUUUUCGCAUUACAAUGCCCAGGCCAAAAAUAAUACGUCCACCGAUGCCAGCGAAGUUCGAGUAUCGACAAAAAAGACAGUCUAUUGUAUAUUUGCAACAAUGCUAAUUGAGCGUUUUACCAACGAAGUUUUCGAUCCAUAUGUCAUUGAGGAUGUGCUUUUGUCACGCAUUUCUAGUAUGACAACACUGGCGGCAGAGAAGGAGAAUCCGUACAGCGUUUUAAAGAGUCUGUUGUCGUUGCUCUGGAAUUUCAUGGAGGGUGAUGAAGUGAAGUUUGUGCUCCGUAAACUGGUCAAUGCUCUGUUGGGCACAUUCAGUCACACUGUGCAGGGUGUAGAUUAUGAGAAGCAUCGACAGGCGCUAAGCACUUUGCAUUGCAUCUGCCUGCAUGAGCAAUCGCGCAAGUUUCUGCUUGAGAGCAAGCUCUUCAAAAAGCAUUGCCUGGCUUUCUUUUUAUACAUUCAUCCAUUGGAGUUCUAUAUAUUGGAAGAGCUGUUGCCAGACUAUAUGGCCUGGACACAGGGUAUAGAUGGGCCCAAGGACAAGUAUAUGAGUGUGGUGGAAAAAGUACGUAAAACCACAGAAAGCUUGUAUUUAGUACAAAAGGAUUUCCUCAACACACUGAUGCUCAACACAGACGGUGGCUCUGAUUCGCCUUCCAGCCGCAAGCUUUUCUUGAUUAAAAUGCGACGAUAUGUAAUAGAUCUUAGUAUGGAGCAACGCCCCUUUCAUGCGUUCUUCUUCAUGCAAUCGAGCAUACAACAUCCGCUUGAUGCACCGGUGGCUCUUGCAUUUGUCGCCAUUCUAAUCGAUCAAGUGCGUACGCUUUUUAAGGAGGAGCUGCCCAGUCAUGUUAUGGAAGUGAACACAGAUUUCUUUCUCGACGGAACCUUUGAUUAUAUGCACUUUGAUCGCGUUGGAGGCGUAUUGUCACAUCUGCGCAAGGUGCAUAGAGGUGACAUCGAUAGUCAUUUUGGCAUCGAGCGGUCUCAGCAAAUUUAUGAUGAGGAUCGCAAUUCGGUGCGAACCAACGAAGUGGAUACAACGCUCUACCUGCUAGGCGAAAAUAUCAACAAUAUGGCCGUGAUUGGACAUGCACAGGGGGCCAAUCACUCGACCUUUGCCCACUUUCUUAAUCCACGCGUCACUGUCAACUCUGAUGCUGCGCCAGGCAAUUCAACGACUGAGACUAGUGUGUGCGAGUUGUUGGAUAUUUGUAUCCUUUUCUACUAUUCGGCGGGGCACAAGUACAUUGUGAAGAUAGCAUCCGUGCGGGAUGAGAUCGCGACACUUAACGAAGUGCUGAUGGAGACUAAAUAUUAUCGAGAGGAUAUCGAAAGAAAGUUGAUAGCACUAGAGGAACAUGCAAAUGUCUGCAUGAAUGAGAACCAUCAGCAUGUGAUGACCGAAUUAAGAUCGAAAUUCAGUCAAAGGCAAAAUGUGUUUGCGACACGUUCCAUAUCGCUGGCAAGAAAACAAGUUUGGUUGCGUGCAGUUGCCUUAAGCAGCCAUCGGCGAUCGUUGUUCAUAUGGCUUUUGGAGCGUACGCUGCGGACCUUAUCGACUGCAUCGGGUAAAGGUGCUCUGUUUUCAUUUGUGCCUGAGGUUUACGUCAAUACCUUGCCAAUUUUGCUAGACACUGUGAUGGACUUUAGUCAUCAUGAUAUACGCGCUCAGUUCGAGAUGUUGGAUGCGGAGUGCAGUGUGAAUGCGGCAGCUGAAUUUCUAGCCAUGCAUUCGGCCGAUUCACGAAUAGUGCUAGCCUCCUGUAAGGACUCGCUGCUACAGGCUCUUGGCACACUAACAUGCCACAGAGGUGGCAUACGCGCUUUGGAACGUGCCUCGAAACGAGCUCAGGUGGCAUUAGUGCGUGCUUUGCUGCGUCCCUAUGAGAAUCGCGCGUGGGGACAAAGUAAUUGGUUAUUGCUGCGUUUCUGGCUAGGCGAGGGAUAUGCUUAUAAGGAUUCGCGUCAACCCAGUGUGUGGCAAGGUGGUUCACAGCCAUUAAAUCAGGGUCUUUGUCGAAGUCGUUCCCGCAACGAGACUCACACUGGAUUGCUGCAUAAUGUGGCUCCGGCAAAUCCGUCUAAGCAUUUUCAGCGCUUAAUUGGCAGCAAAUUGUAUGAAGAUGAGCCGUUUGCUACUACAUUCCUGAAUUCUGUGCUGAGUCAGCUGAACUGGGCUUUUUCUGAGUUCAUAUUGCUGCUCCAAGAGAUACAAAAUACGGCCCAGCGUCAGGAGAACACACUUUUUGAACCAAAGCAACUUAAGAUCUGCUCCAUGUGCUUUGAGUUGACAGUUUCAUUGAUGCGUUGCCUGGAAAUGAUCCUAACCGUCGCUCCAGAUGUUGUGGCCGAUGAUUCUCGUCCAAAUAGCGACUUGUUAUUGAAUCGCAUUUGUCAGCUCAUCAGCCAGGUGUUGUCACGCGUUACAGUUCCACCCGGCUGUUUUCAGUUUGUGGUGGACAUGUGCUCCGCAGACCUGAACGCAGUUACCCACUUUCCUAUCAUUAGUGCUGCGUUGGGCAUCUUGCUGGCCUUGUUGCGCAACGAAAUGGAUAAAGAUGUUUCACCUCAGAAGGUAACGCGCAUCUCACGUGCCUUUUUAACAGAUCCCAGUUUCCAGUUUGCCACUUUGGAGUUUGCACUGGGUGAGAUUCGUACGCCGCUGCUGGAGCAGAAGGAGAUUCCGCGGGGCAAUUUUGAUCCUUCAACGCGGCCAAAUAUCGAUCCACUAACGAAUGAUGUCCGUGUACCGAAUCCCAACAAUUCAAAGCGCAUUCGCGCUGAUCCGCCUAUUAUUAAAUUUGCCCUUAAUGAUUAUCCCACGCACGUAUCGCCUGAUGAAAUCGAAGAUGUACGUCAACUUAUUGAGAAUCUGCGCAUUAAGCAGUCUCUUCUCUCAGACAUAACACUGCCAUCGGAGGAUUCGUUGUGUCCAAUUUGCUGUGCCAAGCCCAUCACUGCCGUAUUUACGCCGUGCAAGCAUCAAUCGUGCAGCGAUUGCAUCAUGCAGCAUAUGAUGAACUCGAAGGUGUGCUUUUACUGUAAGACAACUAUACAGACUAUAGAGACGCUGGACGGCACACUUAUUUAUUCGAAUCUGGAGACAACUCAAUCACCAGUGCCCGAGAGUGCUUGAAUAACCCACCGCAAAUAACCACCAGCCACCAAAUCCCAAUAAAACCUACAAAUUCUAGUCACUUUCAAAAGGAUAAAUUGCUACGCUUCAAAUGUGGUUAGAUUCGCAUAUAUAAUUAUGUAUAUUACAUUAGGUAAAUUGCUUGCAAUUAUUUCCUUCAUGUGAUAUAACAAAGUGCAAUUGAAAACAGAAUCAGAAAAUAAAGAGGAACAGAAACUAUCAGAGGAAUUAAUAGAAACCAAAUCGAAUAGAUAGCACAUAUAAUUUAUGAUCUCAAGCGAUAACUUUCCGAUCUUAAACAGUAUUUCAUUUAUGUAAAAUAUGUUAAAUUAUUAUAUUAUUGUAAUAUUGAAUUUUUUGUGUUUAUUAUGCAUUUAUUAUUGCGAGUGCUUGCGUGUAGAAAAGAUAUUCACCAACUCGAAAUUGUUAAAUAAAUUAUGUAUACAUUUUGCAUUGGAUAA
This is a messenger RNA of Drosophila albomicans, 4603 nucleotides long. RefSeq names its product E3 ubiquitin-protein ligase RNF123 (gene Kpc1). The record is from RefSeq and is a predicted model, not a curated record. Lineage: Eukaryota; Metazoa; Arthropoda; Insecta; Diptera; Drosophilidae. Gene Ontology annotation, cellular component: cytoplasm. Gene Ontology annotation, molecular function: ubiquitin-protein transferase activity; protein binding.